CCCACAGAGAUGCCCUGCAUCCAGGCGCAGUACGGCACGGCGGGCGCCGGCCCCUGCGAACGCUGCCCGACAGAGUUGCUGAGCCCCGACGGUGGCCGUUUCCCCAUGGAGGUGGCCGGAGCAGACCUGGCAGCCGCCCCUGCCCUGCCCAGCUUCAGCACCUUCAUGGAGGGCUACGCCGGCGAGUUCGACGCCUUCCUCUACCAGCUGCCGGCCGGCAGCCAGCCCACCGCCGCCGCUGCCUUCAAGCUGGAGGACUUCCAGGUGUACGGCUGCUACCCCGGUGCCUUUGGCGGGCAGCCAGAUGAGACCCUCUCCUCCAGCGGCUCGGACUGUUAUGGCAGCCCCUGCUCCGUCCCCUCGCCCGCCACGCCGGGCUUCCAACCGCCCCAAGCUCCGGGCUGGGAGGGCUCAUUUGGGGCGUACUCGCCCCCACCGAACUACGAUGGCGGGCGGCCCUGGGCUGAGCCGGCCAAGGGCGGUGGGUCGCAGCCCCCCUUCUUCACCUUCGGCCCCCCGGCACCCAGCCCUGGCGGGUCCCCCGGGACCCUGAAGGGGCAACCGGGCCCCUCGCCCCGCCUGGACCCACGGCUGCUGGACACGGACGCCUUUGCCCUGGCCCAGGGCUCCCCCGGGGGCUUUGCCGGGCUGCCCCUGGCCCCCGCCUCGCCGCUGCUGGAGGGGCCGGCGCUGGCCCCCACCAAGGCCCGCAGCCCCGGGGCGGGCGAGGGUCGCUGCGCCGUCUGCGGGGACAACGCCUCCUGCCAGCACUACGGCGUGCGCACCUGCGAGGGCUGCAAGGGCUUCUUCAAGCGCACGGUGCAGAAGAACGCCAAGUACAUCUGCCUGGCCAACAAGGACUGCCCCGUGGAUAAGCGGCGGAGGAACCGCUGCCAGUUCUGCCGCUUCCAGAAGUGCCUGGCCGUCGGCAUGGUCAAAGAAGUGGUCCGGACCGACAGCCUGAAGGGGCGGCGGGGCCGGCUGCCCUCCAAGCCCAAGCAGCCACCAGAUGCGUCCCCCGUCAGUCUCAUCACUUCCCUGGUGCGGGCGCACAUCGACUCCAUCCCCAGUGCCACCAAGCUCGACUACUCCAAGUUCCAGGAAUCGGUGCCGUGCCAGUUCGAGAAGGAGGACUCGGUGGACGUGCAGCAGUUUUACGACCUGCUCACUGGCUCCAUGGACGUCAUCCGCAAGUGGGCUGAGAAGAUCCAGGGCUUUGCUGAGCUGCCCAAGGAGGACCAGGACCUGCUGCUGGAGUCAGCCUUCCUCGAGCUCUUCAUCCUGCGCCUGGCGUAUCGCUCCAAGCCGGAGGAAGGGAAACUCAUCUUCUGCAACGGAGUGGUGCUGCACCGCCUGCAGUGCGUGCGGGGCUUCGGCGAGUGGAUCGAUGCCAUCCUCGAGUUCUCCCAGAGCCUGCACCGCAUGAACGUCGAUGUCCCCUCCUUCUCCUGCCUCGCCGCCCUUGUCAUCAUCACAGACCGCCAUGGGCUGAAGGAGCCGAAGCGGGUGGAGGAGUUGCAGAACCGCAUCGUGGGCUGCCUGAAGGACCAUGUGGCGGCCGCCGGGGCCGAGCAGGGCCGUCCCGGCUGCCUCUCCAAGCUGCUGGGCAAACUGCCCGAGCUGCGCAGCCUCUGCACCCAGGGCCUCCAGCGCAUCUUCUACCUGAAACUGGAGGACCUGGUGCCACCACCGCCCAUCGUCGACAAGAUCUUCAUGGACACACUGCCCUUCUGA
This is a messenger RNA of Haliaeetus leucocephalus (bald eagle), 1734 nucleotides long. RefSeq names its product nuclear receptor subfamily 4, group A, member 1 (gene NR4A1). The transcript is spliced from 6 exons. Bases 10 to 1734 code for a protein of 574 amino acids. Lineage: Eukaryota; Metazoa; Chordata; Aves; Accipitriformes; Accipitridae. Gene Ontology annotation, cellular component: nucleus; transcription regulator complex. Gene Ontology annotation, molecular function: RNA polymerase II cis-regulatory region sequence-specific DNA binding; nuclear receptor activity; nuclear glucocorticoid receptor binding. The record is from RefSeq and is a predicted model, not a curated record. Gene Ontology annotation, biological process: cellular response to corticotropin-releasing hormone stimulus; regulation of transcription by RNA polymerase II.